This is a messenger RNA of Hydatigera taeniaeformis, 594 nucleotides long. The record is from the annotation of a GenBank genome assembly. NCBI's taxonomy places the organism in Eukaryota, Metazoa, Platyhelminthes, Cestoda, Cyclophyllidea, Taeniidae.
AUGGAUUUAUCUGCUGGUGAUACCCAGAAUUUGACCAAGCCCAAUCUCAUCGAUAUGGAUUUUCUAAAAUUGUUUAAUGAUGAAGUUGAGGUUCUUAGUGGUUUGGCGAAUCUGGAAAUGGAUCUACUCAAAGGAAACACGGCAGCCGUUGGUAGAGAGGACUUGAUUUGCUUACUAAUGCAGGAGUCUCAUCGCCUUGCUGAGGAACAGCAAAGAGCUAGAGGAAACUGCACCCAAAUUCGUAACGAACGCAGUUCUUUGACUUCGCUGGAUGGGUUAAAAAUUGUUACAAAAUUGUUACUACGUCUGCACAGCGGUGGCGACAGUGCCUCAGACUCGAGGCAGCGCCGCAGAAAGGCGGAAUCAAGCACUGAUUCAGGUUUGGACGAGGAUGUCAAUGCCUCUGUUACUACUGUUGUUGAAAGUAGAGUCUCCUCUACGCUAGAGGAGAAAAAUGAAUGUGUCUCAGGAACGAUCCUUGGACUCAAUGAGGAAGAAGGAAAGGAGGCCAUCCUUAGAGGAUUUUUGGAUGAUGUGGAGAAAUUCGACGGCGUCUGUACUCAAAAUUGCGCUGAAAUUUGUCUUAAAUCGUGA